Messenger RNA from Mugil cephalus (flathead mullet), 1525 nucleotides. It is a transcript of the gene tk1, whose product is annotated as thymidine kinase 1, soluble. Gene Ontology annotation, molecular function: ATP binding; thymidine kinase activity. Gene Ontology annotation, biological process: thymidine metabolic process. The record is from RefSeq and is a predicted model, not a curated record. The coding region runs from base 132 to 824 and encodes 230 amino acids. The transcript is spliced from 7 exons. NCBI's taxonomy places the organism in Eukaryota, Metazoa, Chordata, Actinopteri, Mugiliformes, Mugilidae.
UCCGGCGCGCCAGAUUCAACUUUUUGUCUGAGAGUUCGGUUCCUCUUACAGUUUUAGCUCUAUUUAAUUUAUUCGUCAAUUAAUUGUGUUGUGUUUUUUUUCUUUUUUCUUUUUUGCAUCAUACUUUAAUAAUGGACUUAGCUCAUCUUCCAGGUCUGUCAAAUUCUCCGAGGAGAACACGGGGACAGAUUCAGGUAAUCUUUGGACCGAUGUUUUCAGGCAAAAGCACUGAGCUGAUGAGAAGAGUCCGUCGCUUCCAGGUGGCCCAGUACAACUGCUUGGUGAUCAAAUAUGCCAAAGACACUCGGUAUUCUGACACAGGCAUGGCCACACAUGACAAAAACACAAUGGAGGCUGUAGCAGCGAACCGUCUGGAAGACGUGCGCUCCAUGGCGCUGCAGGCUUGUGUCAUCGGCAUCGACGAAGGCCAGUUUUUUCCCGACACGGUGGAGUUUUGUGAGGAGAUGGCAAAUUUAGGGAAGACAGUCGUCGUAGCAGCUUUGGAUGGAACCUUCCAGAGAAAGCCGUUUGGAAACAUCCUGAACCUCAUCCCUCUGGCUGAGAGUGUGGUGAAGCUGCACGCCGUCUGCAUGCAGUGCUACAGGGAGGCCUGCUACACCAAGAGGAUAGGGGAAGAGAAGGAGGUGGAAGUGAUCGGCGGAGCUGACAAAUAUCAGGCGGUGUGUAGAAACUGUUUCGGAGGCCUGACUGUGGACAAGGAGAACUGCUCUCCCUUCAGGAAAGAGACGCCGCCACAUGUCCAGGCAGGAAAACUCUUGGAGGCUGGAGUCACUCGGAAGCUGUUCUCCUCACUCCAUCUCUGAAGACAAAUAUAAGGCUUGUUGCAGACGUUGACACAUUAAUCGGUUUUGGGUGUGUGCGUAUGUUAGAGUCUUGUAAAUUUAAUAGUUACAUCUAGAUUCUAGUUAAAAAUGUUUUUAACUAGAUUACUACAGUUGCUGAACAAUGAAAUAUUAUCAGCCCAGUUAAACUGCUGUUUGUGCUGUAAGCGUUGUGCUCUAUCAUUUAGGUGAAAGAUGUUAAAAUGCCCAUGAAUAUAAGGAAACAACCCACUGCUGUAGGGUUCCCUUCACUGCAGCGUUAAGAUCUGUAACGUCCAUAGUGUUAUCUUUUCAUAUGUCUAUUAAAUUAUUUAUAAAUGAACAAAAUGUGUUUUCGCCAUAAUUUGUACACUUCAUGGAAACAUUGUAUCGCAGGCCAAAAAGAAGUUAAAUAUUUUUAACUCGGUACAUGAACAGUGUGGUGUGUAAUUCGAUGCCCUCAAGUCCAAUGGAGGACCAAAAUAACCUGUUUGAAUCCUGGCAGACCUCGAGGCCAGGCGGUGAGUUGGUUCUUGACUGUUGCCAAAUAAAACCUGUAUUACUACAGCACAGGAAUGGACUGAACAUUGUCUGAAUGGCUUUAUUCUCUUAACAAAAGGUCAAUCACAGCUGUGUUUCUGUCACCAUGACAUUAAAUUCAAGCAAAAGUCACCUUCAUGCUCAAAACAUGAUUGGAGGAAAAA